This is a messenger RNA of Exophiala mesophila, 1831 nucleotides long. RefSeq lists its product as uncharacterized. The coding region runs from base 44 to 1726 and encodes 560 amino acids. The record is from RefSeq and is a predicted model, not a curated record. The transcript has a single exon. Lineage: Eukaryota; Fungi; Ascomycota; Eurotiomycetes; Chaetothyriales; Herpotrichiellaceae.
CCUAACCGUGCCUCUUUCUCUCGUCAUACCUCUAUUAAUACAGAUGCCCCCUCAAAGUAGGGGUAGCUCUCCUGCGUCGCCUCUACCCUCCCCCCAUAAGGGACAAUUCUCCAAAUCCAAUACCGUCUUUCCAUCAUACCUAGAGAAUCUGCCUCCUCCAACAGCCCUCAUUCCAGGUGAUCACCCUACUCCCACUGGACCUCGUAUAAUCGUGCCCGACCGAGACGUCGCUACUCCCACUCCGUCACCUCAACAGAGAAGAGGGAGGGCCUCUACUGCGUUCCAACUUGGUGGGGAUGAUCGCGAUGGAAAUGAUGACGAGGACGAGGAAGAGGAAUUCCCAAGGUUCGGUGACCUAGACAACGGUGAACAAGAGCACUCAGAUGAUGUCAAUGGUGUCACUCUCACCGACGACGAUUUCGAGUCCCAUUACUCGCGCCAGGACACCUCGGAAUCGGAAGAUGACGACGAAGAACACGAUGAUUCGGAGGACGAAGAUCACGAGUUGAGACGCGACACCGAUCCAAACCAUUCUAACGGCCUUGACAAUUCGCCGACAGACGCAGACUAUUUUCCAUCGUCCUCGGAUCAACCUGGGUCUCUGUCGAGAGUCCGCUCAUUACCAGUCCGACCAAUCUCUCACGGCCACUCCCACAGUGGAGGCGGGACGGGUAAUUUGCAUACGUCGCAAUCAUUUACAUCGUUCCAACAUGGCCAUGCACCCCCUCCCCCGUUAUAUCCACCUUUCUACAAUCGACCUCCCACCCCACUCCCUCCUAGUCCCAGUCUGACGUCUCUUUUGCGUCCACCGUCUCUUCUCAACCGGUCCGCAACCUCAACUCGUCCAACAACGCCUGAUUCGUCUGAUGUGGAGACUCCCAACGACACCGAGGCAGCGGUGGCGCACUCCGCCCGCAGAGCUCAUCCGCUCCCUCCCACUUCACCAAAAGUACCGACGUAUGAAUAUUACGGAUUCGUACUGUACCUCACCAGCAGCCUGGCAUUUCUCAUGUACAUUCUCUGGUCCUAUCUGCCAUCACCAUUUCUUCAUGCUUUAGGCAUCACUUACUACCCGGAUAGAUGGUGGUCCCUGGCGAUUCCCGCCUGGAUCGUCAUGCUGCUCGUCUACAUCUAUGUCGCGUUGCUAUCCUACAACGUUGAAUACCUGACCCUUCCACUAACCAGCUUGGAAUGCAUGGUCGACGAUGCCGGGAUUGUGGCCAUUGUGGAUGAAUACGGGCGCGUUCGCAAGGGUGGCUCAAAACGCCUAGUCAUGGAACUCGAACAGCGAGCCAAAAUGGAAAGGGAGAAGGAAGCCAAACUGAAAGCCAAAGGCGGCAAAGGCAAGGCUCGAAAAUCUUCAAAGUCUCACGGAUCACCGAACCAUACAGGUGGAGGAGUGGGAGGAUCCAAGUCCAGGCGGAGGAGAAACUCGUCUAAAUCAGAAGUUGACCCUUUUCUACAUACGCCGAACAGGCAUGCUCCAGAGAUUCCGGCACGGUAUACUUCUCCCACGGCAACUUCGAUGUAUACACAGCCCCAUGCUCCGCAUCAUCAUAUCCAUAACCACCACCCGGCGGCAACCUCCCAGACCCCCAAUCUGAUGACCGACUCUGGCUAUCCCAAUUGGAAACUCGUUUGGAAUGAGGGCACCGAUGCGGUCAUGGAUGUGCCAAUCGGUGGUGUCUGUGAAGUCCUGUAUGGAGAUGGCGAUCCCAUCAUGUGAUUCACUCUAUCAACGUGUGGUUUGUUGGUCACCAAUGUAGCAUAUAUAUAAUAUUUCUGAGCGUUCAUAGCGACGGUGUUAGGCAUGACUACUAGUUUCACUUGA